This is a messenger RNA of Bactrocera latifrons, 614 nucleotides long. RefSeq names its product probable 28S ribosomal protein S6, mitochondrial (gene mRpS6). The transcript is spliced from 2 exons. Bases 83 to 526 code for a protein of 147 amino acids. Gene Ontology annotation, biological process: translation. Gene Ontology annotation, cellular component: ribosome; mitochondrial small ribosomal subunit. The record is from RefSeq and is a predicted model, not a curated record. Lineage: Eukaryota; Metazoa; Arthropoda; Insecta; Diptera; Tephritidae. Gene Ontology annotation, molecular function: structural constituent of ribosome; small ribosomal subunit rRNA binding.
GUCUUUGAGGUUACUUUUCCACUUUGUACACUUUCAUAACACAGUGCUCUUCAAAAUCGACAAUUUUUAGAUUAAAUUAAAUAUGCCUUCCUAUGAAUUGGCAGUGGUUUUGAGACAAAUGUCCAGACCGGAGAUUGUUUCUGUAUUGAAGCGCACGGCCGGAACACUUUUAGACAAAGGCUGCGUAAUCAGGAAAUUGGAGAAUUUAGGUACAAGAGCGUUACCGCACAAAAUCAGUGAACACGGUAUAGUGCAUCGCGAUGGCACCUAUUUCAACAUAUCGUUUGAUGCAGCACCAACGAAAAUAAGUGAUUUUAUGGAGGAGUUUGGACGUGACAUUGACAUUGUACGACGACGUAUAUUUAAGAUAGAAGAACCUGAAGAAUUCCAAUGCACACUACAUGAAGAAAUGUUGCCACCGGCCUAUCGUAAGGAUGUCCAGGAAAUGAUAGAUAUAGCGAAACGCAAACAAAAACGCAAGUUCAAAUACAAUUCCGGCUUAGAUUAUUAUCCUUUCCAAAAGUAAGGUGUCCAAAUUUGAAACAAUUAUUUUUUAUUAUAAUUAUUAAAGUUGUUGAUAUACAAGUAAAAUAAAAAUUAUUACGUUCUAAAAA